CAAAUUUCUACCUCUAUUUUUUUAUUUCUUCCCCAAUUUCAAAUUUAUUCUAUUAUUAUAAACAUGUCCUCACACGGAAGCAAGUCGCCCGAAGAUACAUUUGGUGCUGACUACGACGACAAAUCAGAACGCGGACGCACGCCGCCUGCGGACAAAAUUGCCGAUGACACAAGUGUAGAUGCACCCGCUGAGAAGACACAGGAUCUGUUUGGCGAUGACUCGGACUUGGAAGCUGCGGACGAAGCUGCUGCAGAGACCAAAAGCCCCAAAGAGGCUGGCGACAGCGCCGCGACAAAAGAGUACAGCGAAGAGAAAGAUGAUGGUUCUAGUGAUAACGACAAUGCUGAAAAGUCAGACGCGCGUGUCCACCCUGAUUCCCGCAGUGAUGGCGAGGAAAAUGACGCUGCCACAGAUGGCACUGAUUACUCGGAGCGUCGGGCUGGUAAUGGCGCUGCUAGCGAUGGUGAAGAUGCUGAAGAGGCCGAAGAGGCGCCCCAGCCUGUGGACCCAAAGCAGGCGGAGAUUGACGAGAUGAACCAGAAGAUUGACUCGGUACUUAAGUCCGGACGCAGCCGCAGACGCAAGAGAACAGACGAGGACGACGCUUCAGUGGACGAGAUAAUUGUCGAGCUGCGCAAGCGCAUGCGUGACGCCGCCUACCGUGAUAUCGACGACAAUAAGGACCGCCUGCCAGCAAUUCACAAGCUGUCAAUGCUCCCCGAUGUGGUCGAUGAGCUCGGAAAGACACAGCUCUACGAGGCUUUUUUGGACAACAACAUUGUGGACUCGAUAAGGCUCUGGCUCGAGCCGCUGGACGACGGCAGCUUGCCCAGUCUCGAUAUCCAGAAUGCCAUGCUGGACAUCCUGAAGAAGUUGCCCGUGCGUCGCGAUCACCUGCGCGAGAGCGGCAUUGGUAAGAUUAUCCUUUUCAUGAGCAAGUGCCCGCGCAUCCCCGAGAUCAACCGCCGGAUUUGCGAGCAGUUUGUACAGCAGUGGUCGCGCAUGGUCUUGCGCCUUAGCUCUGACUUCCGCGACAGGAAGAUUAGAGAGGCCUCUGUCGAUAUGGGUCGCAGGCAAUUCACUGCCGCACGCCCGAACGCUGCCACUGCGAACCGCAGGACGCCUGGCGGCAUCCAGAUUGAGAGCGGCAGCGGCAGGGACGGUGAUAGGGCGACCGCGCGCAUUCCUCAGCGCGUGGCUGCAGACUACACGGUUAUGCCGGUGUCCUCGCACGUAGCUGUUCAGCCCGCAUCCAGCCGCAACAUCAGCGAAAAGUUCAAGAGGCUGAAGCAGGCAAUCAGCAAGAGCGGUCGCUGAGCGCAUGUAGAUGCAAAGUGUAUUUUUUUCUUGGUGGUGAAUUUUUGAAGAAAAAAAAAAGUUUUAUCUUUUUCUGCCUUUGGAUAUUUUCAUUUUUUUCAACUGCCAAAUAAAUCAUUUGUUGUUAAUAA
Messenger RNA from Kickxella alabastrina, 1448 nucleotides. RefSeq lists its product as uncharacterized. The record is from RefSeq and is a predicted model, not a curated record. Lineage: Eukaryota; Fungi; Kickxellomycota; Kickxellomycetes; Kickxellales; Kickxellaceae. Gene Ontology annotation, biological process: poly(A)+ mRNA export from nucleus. Gene Ontology annotation, cellular component: nucleus. The transcript has a single exon. Bases 64 to 1317 code for a protein of 417 amino acids.